Messenger RNA from Chenopodium quinoa (quinoa), 1025 nucleotides. RefSeq lists its product as uncharacterized. Gene Ontology annotation, molecular function: metal ion binding. The transcript is spliced from 3 exons. Gene Ontology annotation, cellular component: nucleus; cytosol. The record is from RefSeq and is a predicted model, not a curated record. NCBI's taxonomy places the organism in Eukaryota, Viridiplantae, Streptophyta, Magnoliopsida, Caryophyllales, Amaranthaceae. Gene Ontology annotation, biological process: protein histidyl modification to diphthamide; tRNA wobble uridine modification. Bases 47 to 763 code for a protein of 238 amino acids.
UGAAGAUUAAAGAAAGAAAAGCCAAAUUUUUCACAAGGAAAAAAACAUGGAAUUAUUCAGAGAUUCAGGAAAAAAAGUGGUGUUAAUGUUAUUUGUUAUGAUCAUAACACCUAUAACAAAGGCAAUAGAUACAAACCCAGUGCAUGAUCCAUGCUCUGAUGCAAAGGUGCAAAGAUGGGAUGGUUUUACAUUUGGCAUCGCGUUUUCGUCUAAGGAAUCCUUCUUUGCUCCUGAUCAAGUUCAGUUAUCCCCUUGUGACUCUCGCCUUCAGCUUGCUAACAAAGCUCAACUCGCGGUCUUUAGGCCUAGAGUUGACGAAAUCUCCCUUCUUACUGUCAACUCCACCUCCAGCCCUGAAACAACGGGCGGAUAUAUGGUAGCCUUUGCUGGAAGACAGUAUGCUGCAAGAUCACCACCAGUUUUUGUUGCAGAUGGUACUAACAUAGUAACAACAUUUACUCUUGUACUUGAUUUUGAAAAGGGUACACUCCAAAACUUGUACUGGAAAACGUUUGGGUGCGAUUCAUGCAACAAGGAUUAUCAAGUAUGCCAUGAAAACAAAGAGUGUGCUGUGACAUCUUCGACGUGCAAAGACAAAGGUGGCUCUGUAGACUGUACAAUUAACAUUCAGCUAACAUUUUCAGGCACAGAUAAAAAUGGGGAGGUACUUAACUCAUGGUACGAAAUGAAAAACAUGAGGCGUUUCUCCCUUUUCAAUCUUUUCGCUGGUCUUCAGAAUACAUUUACUAAUGGUUUGUUGUAAGCAUUGAAUAGAACCAUAUCAACAAAAGAGUUGGGAAAUUAUACUAAUUAUCCAUAGAAAAGUCAGUUUUACAGGAUCAAAUUUACAAGGAAAUAGAAUAUAUAGAAACUAUGUAUUAUGUAUAACAUUUGUUGUAAUGCUUGAUUAGUUGAUUAUAGUACAAAUUUAUUGCAUUGGUUCCAAGAGCAAGCACAACUUGUGUAUGUUAUUAGUUGAAGAUUACAAGUCAUUUCAGAGACCACAAAACCAAGGAUGAAUGUUA